AUGUCUAGGGAUGUGAGACCAGACGUAUUCAAUACGGAUAAAAUUUGGCAAAGAUUUAUUGUAGACUUUACCCCCAAGCUUGUUAAGGAAUUAUGUCUAAAAUUAAUCCAUGAGUGGAAUCAUUUGACAGUAGAUGAUAUAAAAGUCGUUCGAUUUGAUUCAGGUACCCUUAACUAUGUGUUUAAAAUAUGUACCAGGAUUACAAACGACUUACCUAUUGUAGUCUUUAGGGUUUUUGACUACAGCCUUGACAUAAUGAUCGAUCGUGCAAAGGAGAGUGAGGCAUUUGAAAUUGCUGGAAAUUUGGGAGUAGGUCCCAAACAAAUUGUCAAGUUUGACAAAUUUUCUAACCGUGGUGGUAGGAUAGAGGAGUACAUAAGUGGAAGGAAUUUGGUAUACAAGGAGUAUACGGAUAUGAAGGUGGUUUGUUUGUUUGCAAAAGAACUGGCUAAAUUUCAUUCUUUAAUGACUCCAAAAUUACAGCAUUGGUCAAAGGAACCAAAGUUGGUGGAGUGCAUGAAAAAGUGGAUGGAGGAUUCUACUAAAUUUCCAGGUUAUGAUACUAUUUACAAUGAACAAGAGCUUAGGUCUCAAGUUAAUGAGUAUUUAUCAGUACUAACCAAUAAAGUUUCCACUGGUAGAUUUGCAUAUAAUGUGAUGAUGUGCCACAAUGACAUCCAUUUGUUCAAUAUUUUAUUGCACGAUGACUGCGAUAAGCUCACAUUAUUGGAUUUUGAAUUCGCUGGAUUCAACUACAUUGGAUACGACCUAUGCAAUUUUAUGUGCGAAGCUUGUAUUGAUUAUGUCGGUACUGAUGUCAUUCCAUUUUUGACUGUGGACUCUCAAAUGGUUUACCCGCCAGAUUUGGAGCAGGAAAUGACCAAGACAUAUCUUCGAGGGAUGGGAGUGGAAUUUGACGAUAAAUUUAUUCAAGAAUUUAGACGUGAUGUUAAGUUUUUGGAAAUUGGUUGGUGGUUGGCACGCGUAUUUUUUAAUGCAUUACUUGCUUUACACAACAAGAAUGAAGAUAGAAUCCAGUGCCUAAAAAUUUACUCAAAGUUGUGCCAUGAUACAUACAAGGUUAGGAGGCAGAAGGCCAUUGACGAGGGCUAUUGGUCCAGCGAUGUUGGUGCCCAGGGAAGUGAAAUAUGA
Molecule: messenger RNA, 1152 nt
Organism: Babesia microti strain RI
Lineage: Eukaryota; Apicomplexa; Aconoidasida; Piroplasmida; Babesiidae
Product: Choline/ethanolamine kinase
Exons: 5
Coding region: 1-1152 (383 amino acids)
Biological process (GO): phosphatidylethanolamine biosynthetic process
Cellular component (GO): cytoplasm
Molecular function (GO): ethanolamine kinase activity
Source: RefSeq, a predicted model, not a curated record